Messenger RNA from Hansenula ciferrii, 378 nucleotides. It is a transcript of the gene MED11, whose product is annotated as Med11p. Bases 1 to 378 code for a protein of 125 amino acids. Gene Ontology annotation, molecular function: transcription coregulator activity. Gene Ontology annotation, biological process: regulation of transcription by RNA polymerase II. Lineage: Eukaryota; Fungi; Ascomycota; Saccharomycetes; Phaffomycetales; Wickerhamomycetaceae. The transcript has 2 exons. The record is from RefSeq and is a predicted model, not a curated record. Gene Ontology annotation, cellular component: mediator complex.
AUGCCAGACGAACAACAUCAAUUUGUCCAAGAUAGACUAGAUGCCUUACAUGAAAUCGAUGCUAAAUUAGUAUCAGUUUUAAAUCAUUCUUCAUCUGCUUUAUUCAACCUUACACAAUUAAAGAAGAAUGCUUCAAAUAAAAAUGAGCUUGCAAAAGUCAAAGAAGAUUAUCAGAAGGAUAUUAAAGAAUUUUAUUCAGAUUUAGAAUUUGCUUCAAUUAACCUAAAGAAAGAAAUUAAACAUCUUGAUGAUAGAAUUGGUAAAACCGAUGAUAAUGGUAUAACAAUAUUACCAAUUAAUAUUAAUAAAAAGGCUACAUGGGCUGGUGAAGAAAAAUUAAAACAACAAUUAAAUCAUAUUGAUGAGAAUUUAAAAUAA